AUGGCCGACGACUACCAACCCCCGGCUCUUCCCUCUCCAUUCAUAAACACCAAUCCGCUGCCUAUUCUUCUUGCCCAGGGCGCCGAAGCUCACGUCUACAAAACCGUUUCCCUUGACCCCUCCAUCCCAGCGGCGCUGAAGAUCCGCCCCUCCAAACCAUACCGUCAUCCAACCCUCGACCGGAAACUGACUCGCCAACGCGUUAUUCAAGAAGCCCGAUGUCUCGUUAAACUCGUCCGCGAAGGCGUCAAGGUACCCGCAGUCCUAGCACUGGACUGGGAGGGACAGGGUGGUGAUGAGGCAGGCUGGGGCGGAGCCUGGCUGCUAAUGGAAUGGAUUGAGGGGCCAGUGAUCCGUGUUGUACUUGAGAAGUGGGAGGCAUGGAUGAAAGCGAAUCGCUCAACGUUAGAUGCGACACGGAUUGCCGAGGAGGAAGCGCGAGUGCGGGGCCUGAUUAGGCGCAUGGGAUCUGCCAUUGCUGGACUGCACAAGGCUGGUGUCGUUCAUGGAGAUUUGACGACAAGUAACCUUAUGCUGCGGUCUGCGCAAUUGGAGGGUGACACCUUCUCUAUGGAUGGGGAGGUCGUACUGAUUGACUUUGGGCUUGCAUCACAGAGCAACCAGGAUGAGGAUCGGGCGGUGGAUUUGUAUGUCUUGGAGCGGGCGAUUGGAAGUACACAUCCAUUGUCGGAGCCGUUCUUUGAUGAGUUGCUUGUCGGGUAUAGAGAGGGGAAUAAGGGCGCUACUUCUACGCUUCGAAGACUUGAGGAUGUGCGGUUGCGGGGCCGGAAGCGCAGCAUGCUCGGCUAA
Molecule: messenger RNA, 810 nt
Organism: Penicillium odoratum
Lineage: Eukaryota; Fungi; Ascomycota; Eurotiomycetes; Eurotiales; Aspergillaceae
Gene: bud32
Product: serine/threonine protein kinase BUD32
Exons: 1
Coding region: 1-810 (269 amino acids)
Biological process (GO): protein phosphorylation
Cellular component (GO): cytosol; EKC/KEOPS complex; nucleus
Molecular function (GO): protein serine/threonine kinase activity; ATP binding
Source: RefSeq, a predicted model, not a curated record